Rotaria sordida is the source of this 1317-nucleotide messenger RNA. NCBI's taxonomy places the organism in Eukaryota, Metazoa, Rotifera, Eurotatoria, Philodinida, Philodinidae. The record is from the annotation of a GenBank genome assembly.
AUGCCAAAAGUUAAAAAGCAACGAAGUCAUAAUCGUGAUUUAAACACAAGACGAUGGUCGAAGGACAGCAUUUCUCAAGAAUCAGUGAACUCGUCAAGUGAAGACGAAACAUUUGUUAUUUUAUCUGAUGAUGAUGCUGAUUUUAUUAAUUUUUCAAAUAAAUCUAUUUUAAAUGAUAUUGCUGAUCUUUUCUCAUUUUGUAAAGAAACAAUUAACACUCGUUUUAUUAGUGUUCUCAUGUAUAUGGGUUUACGCCAUUUUGGCCAUUCUUGGCGAGAUGUUGAUGCAUUUUUAAGAACAAUUGGUGGUAUGACAGCAACAUCAGCUCAUAAAUGGUCAACUAUUUUAUUAAAUAAAGAUUUUGAUGAAUUUACAGCUGAAGGAAGAGGUGGGAAAAGAGUUGAUGCAUUCUGGGAUUGUUAUCCUGAUUUAGAAUUGGAAGCAAAGCAGUUUGUAAUGAAAGAAUGUUCAAAGACGGAAGCUUCAUUUACAGCUGAAAGUUUAGCAAGAUUCAUUGAUACUCGCUUUUAUGAAUUAAACAAUAUAAAGAAGGUUGAUUUGGAGUUAGUUAGAUCAAUUAGAAGUUGUAGAUUGGAUUUGCGUCAUUUUGGAGCAAAAUAUACAACAAAUGUUGGAAGACCUUAUUAUUUAGGACAUGAAAGACCAGAUGUAAUACAGCAUCGAGAACAAUUUGUUAAGUAUUUUCUACAAAAUGAAGAUAAAUUUUAUACAAUCACAGAUGAUCUUUCACCACAGUGGAAGUUUCCAAAAGAUUAUGCAACAGUUUUACUCUGUCAUGAUGAAAGUACUUAUAAAGCUGGUGAAGUCUCAGCCAAAAGAUGGAUAAUGUCUGACAAAGCAGCUUUUUAUAACAAAGGCAAAGGACGUAGUAUUAUGUGCUCUGAUUUUUUAAUUAUGCAUUCUAGCGGUCCGUUUUUCUCAUUGACAGACUUGGAAUAUGCAGAAGCACUGAAGAAAUAUCCACAUUUGAAUGAUGAUUAUGAUAUAUUAUAUGAGAAAAAUAGUGCUUCAGGAAGCAUCAUUGUUGGUGGGGACAGCUAUUUUGAUAAUCAAACUGUACUCACCCAAUUUGAACGUCUUUUUCAAUUGUUGCCUUUCAAAACAGAAUACAAGAAUCAUAAUUUUGUUUGCUUGGUUGAUAAUGCCAGAACACAUACAGCAGCUGAAUUGAGUGUUAAUGAUUUCGGAAUGAAACCUGGUACUAAAUGUCCUGUGCAUCAAAUUGAGUUUAUUGAUGAACAAAAUAUGAAACAGAUAGUUAAUUGUUAUGAUGCUAAUGGAAAAAGCAAAGAUUAG